GUGUGGAGAUUGCUUCGUGUAACAGGGCCCCUACUUCCAGUGAAGGGAAAUCUUAAUGCUACAGCAUACAGCGACAUUCUAGAGUGGUGUGCUUCCACCUUUACAUUUUAGGGCAGGUCCUGUUUCAGUAUUACAAUGCGCCCGUGCACAAAGCGAAUCCAUAAAGAAAUGGUUUGCAGAGUUUGCUGUGGAUUAACUUGACUGACCUGCACAGAGCCCUGACACAACCCCAUCGACAUCGACAACCUCACCUCAUUUACGGGAAAUGGUGGGUGGGUUGUAGUUCUAUAGCAGUGGAAACAUCGUGCGAGGCUCUCUCUUCACAGCGACACCAUCGACAACGAAAAUGUUUUCAAGAUGUUUAUCGUAUUUGUUUGUCGUCGGGAUCCUGAGGUGCUCGGAGAGUCUCUCGGUUAACAGCGAGUGCGGAGAAAAUAUCACUCUGCCCUGUGAUGCUACCCGUCGCUCUAAGCAGUACAGGUCCGUCACUUGGUAUAAGGUGAGCGGUACUCGAACCGGGAUUAUCAGGAAAGCUCAGGACAGAGUGCAGCAUUUCAAGGCUGCACGGAUGGCCGAGUUCGGACAUGACGAGAGCCUGUUAGUCCCCGGUGUUAGGCCUGAGGACUCGGGGGACUACGAGUGUUUUCUGUCUGCAAAUGUGGGUGGCGAGAAUAAAGAAUCAAAACUCCAUCUCAGCGUGUCAGAAUGUGUCACCCCUGCUGACACCACCCUUGCUGACACCACCCCUGUUGAUACCACACCUGCUGCUUUGGUUACUUUGACUGGCAUGAUGUCCUGCUUCACUGCUCCCUGCAUGGACCAGGUGGUGGAGGUCUCCCUGGUUCUGGUCGUAUCCAGUUUUUCAGUCAUUGCCUUUGUCAAAGUCAUUUUGUCCAUCUUUUCGGUCUGGGUCCUGCUCUUGAUCAGAAGAAGAGGAGAGAGACAGAGAAUGGACGACUGGUCGUAA
This is a messenger RNA of Anguilla anguilla (European eel), 967 nucleotides long. RefSeq lists its product as uncharacterized. The record is from RefSeq and is a predicted model, not a curated record. The transcript has 5 exons. Lineage: Eukaryota; Metazoa; Chordata; Actinopteri; Anguilliformes; Anguillidae. Bases 347 to 967 code for a protein of 206 amino acids.